Messenger RNA from Emericellopsis cladophorae, 879 nucleotides. Its product is annotated as Sorbose reductase SOU1. The record is from RefSeq and is a predicted model, not a curated record. Gene Ontology annotation, molecular function: oxidoreductase activity, acting on the CH-OH group of donors, NAD or NADP as acceptor. Lineage: Eukaryota; Fungi; Ascomycota; Sordariomycetes; Hypocreales; Bionectriaceae. The transcript has a single exon. The coding region runs from base 1 to 879 and encodes 292 amino acids.
AUGAGCGACCGCGACAACCUCUCCAAGCGGGCCAUCCCGCACAUGACCCUCUCCAACCCGACCACCCACCCCGUCCUCCCGUCCUCCGCCUACGCAGCCCCCUUUGACUCGAGCGCCGGUCGCUUCGCCGUCACAGGCACGGCCAUUCUCACAGGAGGAACCGGGGAGAUUGGUUUCGCCUCGUCACGCGCGCUGCUGCAGCAUGGUCUCCAUAAUCUCAUGCUCUUCGACCUCGCCCCCUCCGCCGACAAAGUCGACCAACUCCGCCAGGAAUUCCCCCAGUCCAAGAUUGAAGUUCUUCCCGUCAAUGUGUCCGACGAGGAGGACGUGACCAGGGCUGUCGACCGCACAAUCGAGCUGUUUGGCGAGCUGAACGCUCUGGUCUGUUUCGCCGGCAUCGUCGGCUGUGUCCACGCUCUGGACAUGCCUAUCGCGCAGUGGCGCAAGGUUGUCGACGUCAACACCACGGGGUCCUUUAUAUGCGCACAGGCCGCGGCCAGGAAAAUGGUCGCGCAGGGCAGCGGCGGGCGCAUCAUAUUCACAGCGAGCAUCUCUGCGCAUCGGGUGAAUUACCCGCAACCACAGGCCGCGUACAACGCGUCCAAGGCAGCGCUCAUCAACCUCAAGAGCUCGCUGGCGGCUGAGUGGGCGACGUACGGCAUCAUGGUGAACAGCAUCAGUCCAGGAUACAUGGACACGGUGCUCAAUGAAGGCGAGGGACUGAAGGAGGCAAGGGACAGCUGGUGUGGGCGCAAUCCUAUGGGGAGGAUGGGGUUGCCGGAGGAAGUGGCGGGUUCAGUGGUGAUGCUGGUCAGUAGGGCGGGUAAGUACAUUAAUGGGGCGGAUAUCGUGAUUGACGGAGGUGGUAUCGUCUUCUAA